Molecule: messenger RNA, 1941 nt
Organism: Cyanidioschyzon merolae strain 10D
Lineage: Eukaryota; Rhodophyta; Bangiophyceae; Cyanidiales; Cyanidiaceae
Exons: 1
Coding region: 1-1941 (646 amino acids)
Source: RefSeq, a predicted model, not a curated record
AUGAAUCACGAUCCUAGAAAAAAUUCUUUGCAUAGUAUAAGACGGCAUGGAGGAGAAGUUUCACCCGUGAGGCUUGAUACUCGGCAGCAAUCACGUACGAGGUUUCUGCGUCCUGUGCGCAGGUGGUACGUUUGGCUGGGACUGCCUCUUCUGGGACUGGCCCUACUCUGUGUGCGGUGGUGUCCCUCCUAUAAAAUUGGAAACCUUUUGGAUGAUCAUCAGGACUUGAGGAUCAUUUCGUACGCGUACCGAGAAAGCUCGCCACAUGAACUUCGGAACCUGGAGUUCUUCCUUCGACAUGGAGUCUAUGCUGACCCGAAGAGUCUCUUUUUCAUCAUAGUAAACGGUGGGACUUGCACACCCUGUGAGUCCGCUGACGCCAAGCGGCCAAACGUGCACGUACUAAGAAGAGAAAACUACGGCUAUGAUUUUGGUGCACACGGACACCUACUGAACCAGCUUGAGAUUCAGGGACAGCUGCAACGUCUGAAGCGCCUCUACUGCAUCAACGCUUCUGUGCGGGGUCCGUUCCUGCCCAAAUUCUUUCGUGAUCGGCCAUGGACUGCUGCGUUUGACAGCCUCAUGCGAGGAAAUGUAGCAGCUGUUGGAGCCUCGCUCGUCUGUCUGCCAAAACAGGAUGCUGGUGGCCCAGGGGCGCGGCUUGAAGGUUUUGCUUUCGCGUUGAGCGCAGAGGGCAUGCUGGCCGCUCGACGAGCAGGUGUCUUCCGAUCGUACCCUAGCAAAAGGGACGCUAUACUAUACGGUGAAUUUGGCUUGACGCGAGCCCUUUUCCAAGCCGGUCUCUCUGUGGACACGCUCAUGACCAAAUACCAGCGAAUAUGGAACGCAUCCAAUGAGCUGGUAACCUGCAACCGUAACGUGUUCCCUAGUCGCCACGGAGCGGUCGAUGGCGUCGAUCUUCACCCCUAUGAGACACUAUUCAUGAAAACACAAUGGAUGAUGAGCUACCCGUACGUGCUACUGUACUCAGAGUGGAUGGAUCAUCCGGAUGCACCGGAGCUUCCAGAUAUUCAUAGGUACUACCACUUUCAGCAUGAUGAUCAGGUGCAUCCAAUUGAACCUCCACGAGUCGCCUCGCCCCUGAUCGGCGAUAAGAAGCUCGUUCUGGUGAUCUGGGAUACGCCCAAUUCGUCGGUUGAGUGGGAAAAUAUCGAGCACUUGCUUGCAAGUAUACGGCUCUCGGACAGCAUAGACUACCUGUUGGUUAUUCGCGAUGGCCAGGUCGCUGCACGCGUUCGAGAAAAACGUGUGGAUAGGCUUCCGAACGUGCGUAUCGUCUCCGAAAUCCGUAGUUCGUUGAACAGUCUUUGCAUGCAAGGCCUCACGAUUUUGCGCACGAACAGCCGAUAUUUAGCAUACAAUUUUUUUGUCUUCAUCACACAACAUGCGCGCGGACCUGUAGGUGUCUGGAGCAGCAACGACCAGUGGAUAGUUUCUUUGGAAGAACACCUUCGCACGAAACAAGUUGGGCUGCUGUUCUCAUUCAUUCAUCUUUCGGGUGAAAUGCUCCAGCCGGAUCCGAGUUUUUUCUGCAUGGACCAUCGCGGCCUGCAUCUUUUGCUUCGAGGUAGCGUUUGUGACCGCACCGACGUGGCAGGCACGCUACUUGGUAUGAAACGAGUGGCUUCUGAUGUAUUGGGUCGCUCGAUCGGGUUCAGUUCGUUGCAGCCCGGAACGCCUGUCCUGCAGAAUACGGCGAGCCUGAUGGAACCGAAUUUGAGACAGAUCUUCAGUCGUCCUUUAACCGAGCUAUCAUCAGAAGAACUUUCAGAUCUGAUCUUUGUUCCCGUUGCGACCAUCAACAAGCAGGAUUCGGAUUCUGAGCGGAUCAUUGCGGAACGACUUCGAGAGCUUCCCGGUCCCUUUUCGACGAAGCUGUCCACACAAGUCGCCACGAACACAACGUCCAUGAUUUCAUGA